AUGCAGUUUCAUGACGUAGACUACAAGAUCAAAUCGAAAAAAACAGGGUUUUUCAUUCCAAAGAAGCCCAAUUCAGAAGAGAAAGCGAUACUGAAAGGAAUAAGCGGCGUGGUCCAUCCAGGGGAGAUGCUGGCCAUGUUGGGUCCAUCAGGGUCCGGCAAAACCACACUCCUCACAGCGUUGGGCUGCCGACUCGGCGGACAACUCAACGGAACCAUAGCCUACAAUGGGAAGCCCUUCUCCAAUAAGAUGAAGCGCAACAUCGGUUUCGUUACUCAAGACGAAAUUCUCCUCCCCCACCUGACUGUAACCGAAACCCUAGUCUUCACUGCGCUUCUAAGGCUGCCCAAUACUCUAACCAAACAACAGAAAGUGGCUCAGGCGGAGGCAGUGAUCUCCCAGCUGGGGCUGAGUAAGUGUAAAAACGGCGUCGUGGGAGGCCAAACCUUGAGAGGGGUUUCUGGAGGGGAGAGGAAAAGAGUGAGCAUUGGGCAAGAGAUGCUUAUAAACCCUAGUUUGCUGUUCUUGGACGAGCCCACGUCGGGCCUUGACUCGACCACGGCACAGAGGAUUGUCUCGACGCUGUGGGAGGUGGCGAACGGCGGGAGGACGGUGGUGAUGACGAUCCAUCAGCCGUCGAGCCGGCUGUUCUAUAUGUUACAUAAGAUCUUGCUGCUAUCGGAAGGAAGCAGCAUUUACUUUGGAGAGGGAUCGAAAGCUAUGGAUUAUUUCUCGAGUAUUGGAUAUUCUUCAUCUGUGCCUAUGAACCCUUCAGAUUUUCUGCUGGAUCUCGCCAAUGGUUUGUCAAUGAAUAAUGAUCCAUAUGAGGAACCAGCCAUGAUUAAGCAGAAACUUGUCUCAUCCUAUAAGACCAAUAUCGCUGUCAAGUUGGAGUCAGAGCAACAAGAAUUAACCGAUGAGCAUUGGUUCGGAGUUGAAUCAGAUAAAGACAAAAACUUUGAGCGUUGGUCCACAACUUGGUGGCAAGAAUUCUGUGUGCUGUUGAGGAGAGGAAUUAAGGAAAGGAAGUACGAAUCCUUCUCCGGACUCGAGGUUGGGCAGGUUCUAGUGAUUGCAUUCUUCUGUGGAAUUUUAUGGUGGCAAUGUGAUGAUUUACAAGAUCAGACGGGACUUCUCUACUUUUUAACAAGCUUUUGGGGUUUCGAACCUCUAGUGAAAGCUAUCAGCACCUUCCCAAAAGAACGAAAGAUACUUGAAAAGGAAAGAUCCUCAGGAAUGUACAGGCUCUCAUCCUACUUCAUGUCAAGAACAACCAACGACCUCCCAAUGGAGCUCUUCCUUCCCACCAUUUUCACCCUCAUAGUCUACUGGAUGGCAGGCCUCAAACCCUCUGUUGCAAACUUCUUCGCCGCUAUUUUUUCUCUCUUCCUCAACGUUUUGGUGACACAAGGCCUCGGCCUCGCCAUCGGCGCCGUCGUUUUGGACCAAACCUCAGCCAUAACACUUGGCACAGUCCUGAUGCUCUCUUUCCUUCUAGCAUCUGGCUAUUUUGUGCAGCAUGUGCCUCGCUUUAUUGCUUGGAUUAAGUAUCUCUCCAUCGGCCAAUUUACGUACAAGCUGCUGCUGAUGUCUCAGUUCGAAGCUGAUGAUACUUAUCCAUGUCCGAGACUUGGAGGGGUUUGUAAAGUUGGAGACUUUCCUGCAAUUAAGCAAAUGGGUCUCCGUGGGAAAGCCACUACUGUUUUGGGUUUGGUGGUGAUGCUUGUUGGAUAUCGCCUUGUUGCUUAUAUUGCUUUGAUGAGGAUUGGCGUCACCAAGAGACACUAG
Molecule: messenger RNA, 1788 nt
Organism: Momordica charantia (bitter melon)
Lineage: Eukaryota; Viridiplantae; Streptophyta; Magnoliopsida; Cucurbitales; Cucurbitaceae
Product: ABC transporter G family member 9-like
Biological process (GO): transmembrane transport
Cellular component (GO): plasma membrane
Molecular function (GO): ABC-type transporter activity; ATP binding; ATP hydrolysis activity
Source: RefSeq, a predicted model, not a curated record